GCUUGACGCUCAACUUCUAUUCAUUCUACAUAUUAGAUUCGGUCUUUGACUUGUUCAUUCUUUUCGACUUCUGCUUUGAAUAGCCACUCUUUCACAAGACAGGUUCUACACUCGACCAAUUCAUCAAUCAACCGCCCAUAUCCUCACUCAAAAUGAAGUCCUUCAUCUCUGCUCUCGCUUUCGCCGGUGCUGCCAGCGCCCACUGCACCAUCUGGGGUGUUUCCGUCAACAACAAGGACCUAGGCUACGGCAACUCUCAGGGUGGAUACAUUGACACGCCCCCCAACAACUCUCCCGUCACCGAUGUUACAUCCAAGGCGAUGGAGUGCAACGUAGCCAACAUCAAGGCGUCCAAGUCCAUCUCUAUCAACCCUGGUGAUGAAGUCGCUGUCCAAUGGUUCCACAACGGUCCCGGAGCCGGCGACCAAAUCAUUGAUGGAUCUCAUAAGGGACCAAUCAACGUCUACAUGUCGAAGGCUGGCUCUUCCAUGUCGUGGACCAAGAUUGCCGAGGAUGGAUGGGACGGCAAGUCGUGGGCUGUCACCAAGCUCCGCGAUGGUGCGUACAACGGAAAGAAGGGACAGCACACAUUCAAGAUGCCCAACGUUGCUGCCGGAGACUACAUCAUCCGUCCCGAGAUUAUUGCUCUCCACGAGGGUAACAGGCCUUCGGGUGCCCAAUUCUACAUGGGAUGUAUUCAUGUCAAGGUUGGCGGAUCCGCCAGUGGCUCUCUUCCUGCCGGUGUCUCGAUCCCAGGCUACGUCACCGCUACUAACCCUGGUGUCUUGUUCAACAUCUACGGCUCAUUCCAGAACUACCCCAACCCUGGUCCCAAGCUCUGGAGCGGUGCCGGUACUGCCACUGCUGCUGAUGCUGCUCCCGCUCCCGCUCCUGCUGCCGGUGCUCCUGCUGCCUCUCCAUCUCCCGCUACCGGUGCUCCCUCUACUGAGGCACCUUCCAGUGAGGCUCCCGCUGCUGAGGAACCCGAGGAGUGCACUGACGAUACUGCAGAGCCUGCUGAUGAGCCUGCUGCUCCCGCUCCUGCUGCUCCCGCUGCCUCUGCUCCUGCUGCUGCUCCCGCUACCGGUGGUGCUGAGGCUCAGAAGUGGCACCAGUGCGGUGGUCAGGGCUACACGGGCGCAACUGCCUGCGUUUCAGGCACCUCGUGCGUCAAGCAAAACGACUACUACCACCAAUGUAUGUAAAUUGGCAUGGUGGAUGACCAUGUUGGGCGAGUCCAGAGGGACGGGUAGUAUCGGUGGGCGGUAUUUGUGGAGAAGUUUGGCUUGUAGAAGUUUGUUUCUAUUUGCUGGUGGUGUCAAGUGUCAAGUGGGCUCGGCCGCGUAGGGCCGGGCUUGCGCACCGCUGGUUUUCGAUUCUCAUGUACAUAUGUAAAUUUCACGACGAAUUGGAUGAAAAUGCCUCUUCGGUUCAAUGCCUGUGCCCUUUUCCGACAUGGACCUCGUCAUGUUAGUGUACCCACCUCUGCUGUGUAAGGACCAAGAAGCUCGUCAGUGGCCAGGGGGCUACGUGUCUAGAAGCCCCAGGUGCCACGCGUGAAGAGCUACGUCUCAGAUCUAAGCUGACCGGCCAACCCGGCAAUGACAUGAGGGGCCAUCGGAGAGCGAGAGAGUGAGGCCGUGUUGCA
Molecule: messenger RNA, 1648 nt
Organism: Bipolaris sorokiniana ND90Pr
Lineage: Eukaryota; Fungi; Ascomycota; Dothideomycetes; Pleosporales; Pleosporaceae
Product: carbohydrate-binding module family 1 protein
Exons: 3
Coding region: 153-1205 (350 amino acids)
Biological process (GO): carbohydrate metabolic process
Cellular component (GO): extracellular region
Molecular function (GO): cellulose binding
Source: RefSeq, a predicted model, not a curated record